Molecule: messenger RNA, 1034 nt
Organism: Ciona intestinalis (vase tunicate)
Lineage: Eukaryota; Metazoa; Chordata; Ascidiacea; Phlebobranchia; Cionidae
Source: RefSeq, a predicted model, not a curated record
AGUGAGUGAGAAAGACUGUGUUCAGUUUAUACUUUAGAGAAUCGAUAAAGUCCUGUUUAUCGCGAGAAACGCCUUAUUUCGUAGAUGCCGAACCGGUGUGUUGUUGGAGGGUGUUUAAAUACCUACCAAAAUAAAGUAAAAAUACAUAAAUUUCCGAAAAGCCCAAUAUUAAAGCAGUGCUGGGUGAAGUUUGUGCAAUGUACAAGGGCAGAUUUUGAGCAACCUUCCAAGAACAGUGUUAUAUGCGGUAAACAUUUUAAACCCGACUGUUAUUGGAAAAAGUUUGGAUCCUCUACUGAGUUAUUGUUGGAGUCUGCUAUACCUACAGAAAAGUCAAAAAAAGCUGCACCUGCUACACAAAAAAGAAAAUGGACUGUUGCAUUUACCAAACAAUCAAGAAAAAAAACUAAGUUGUUGGAUGAAGUAUUGGGCUGCAGUCCAACAUCUAAUGCAGCUAUAGACGAAUCACCAAAUGAAAAUGUUUCAGAGGAAACACUAAGUGUGCCAGAGAAAGAUGACAAGUGUAUUCAAACUGAAACUGCACAACACAACCAGAAAACACAAACGAGCCUACGAAGAGGAAAACAUAGAAAAUGUAAAAAGACAUUCAUAGACACACCAAUACUUUCUUGUCUACCACCGUUAACCUCCAACUAUCUUCAACCUGACAAGGACGUUUCAAAUGCAGCCCAUGCUUUGUUGCAAAUAAAGUUUUUUACAAAAUAGAAAAUUUAAUUUAAAAUUGGAUGCCCAGAAAACAAUAGUCGUUAUAACAUGGUUGUUCAUCCACCUUGCCCACAAUUGUAACAGCGUCGAGCCUUGAACCCAUUACCUCUGGCUUACAGGCAGGUGUGCUAACUGCUAAUCACUUUGCCAAGACGGCAGACUUGAAUCCAGUACAGGUGUCACUUGGAAAUGUAGAUGUUAACAACACAUGAUGGGAUAAGCACAAGAACACGUCGUCCAACAUCUGUAGGCCACAUGUCUGAAUCUUCUAAACCUAAACAAUAAUAAACCGGACAUAAAAACGCAUA